AUGCAUCAUCCGCACCCUGACGGAAAAACACCAACUUAUAAACUAAGAUACUUUGACCUCAGAGGAUUAGGAGAAGGAGCACGCCUUCUGUUUCAUUAUGCCGGGGUGCCCUUUGAAGAUGAACGUCUGAGCAAAAAUGAGUGGGAGACAUUUAAACCAAACACUCCAUUCGGUCAGAUGCCUGUUCUUGAAGUGGACGGUCAUAUGGUAGCUCAAAGUGCAGCUAUUUACAGAUUUCUGGGAAGACAGUUUAAGCUAGUUCCUGAAUGUCCAUUUGAAGAAGCACUGGUUGACUCAGUUUUCGAUGCCCAUAAAGAUUUUUGGAUUGAGGUCAGGCCGUUCUUCACUGUGGCAAUUGGCUCAGCAACUGGAGAUAAAGACAAACUGUUAAAAGACGUACUCGUGCCCGCACGAGAUAAAUAUUUCAAGCAAUUGAACAAAUUUCUGGAGAAGACAGGUGGCACUACCUUAGUGGGAAAAUCUGUGACUUGGGCAGAUAUUGUCAUUGCUGAUAGUCUAUUUAAUCUCCAUAAUCUGGUCCCCACUUUGUUCGACGGGUAUCCAAUGGUCAAGAAGUUGGUGGACAGCGUUCACAAAUUACCCGCUCUUAAGAAUUACCUUACCGAGCGUCCAACUGCAAAGUUCUAA
Enterobius vermicularis (human pinworm) is the source of this 648-nucleotide messenger RNA. NCBI's taxonomy places the organism in Eukaryota, Metazoa, Nematoda, Chromadorea, Rhabditida, Oxyuridae. The record is from the annotation of a GenBank genome assembly.